AUGACGCGUCUGUGUCUGCCGGGAAGUCCUGCGCGCUGGGACGUGGUGGUGGACAACUGCGAGGUGAUCGUGCCGAACAUCACGCUGGCCAACACGACGUACUCCUUCGUCAAGAACGAGCAGAUCAGCCCGAUCGUCCCCGUCGUCACUGGCUACGGCAUCUACGAGCGGAAGAUCGAGCCCACGCUCCCCGCGGGUCUCUACUUCGACCCCUCGUCGGCGGCGAUUAGCGGAAAGCCCACGCAGAAGAUCCAGGCGACGGAGUUCACGAUCACGGUGCGCAACGCGAACGGCGAGGCGCACGUCACGCUGACCAUCACGGUCACCUCGCUGGUGUGCAGCGCGCAGGACGGCUGGGGCGAGACGGACUCGGGCGACACGGCGUACAAGCUCUGUCCCGAGAACAAGGAGGGCGACUGGUACCGCGUGUGCCAGGCGGGCGAUCCUCCGACCUGGCAGAGCCCCGUCGAUAACUGCCAGUACAUCAAGCCCGUGGUGUCGUACCCCAACUCGUUCUACGCGUUGCAGCGCAACCAGGCGACCACGAUCACGCCCAUCACGCAGUUCUACAUCAGCUCGUGGUCCUACCAGGGCCAGCUCCCUACGGGUCUGAGCUUCAGCACGUCCAACGGCCAGAUCACCGGCACGCCCACGCAGGAAACGGAAGUGACCUCGCUGACGAUCACCGCGGCCAAUCCGGACAAGCAGACCCAGGUGACGCUCUCGAUCUCGGUGAGCAUCUUCAAGUGCGCGGCGGAAGGCGUGUGGCCGGAGACCGAGGCGGGACAGACCGUGACGCGCGACUGCGACGACAUGACCCUGAAGGAGGGCUCGAUCUCGCGUGCCUGCGUGACGAGCGGCUACAACGUCGCUUGGGCCGAUCCGGUGGACAGCUGCAAGUACAAGGCGCCCAUCCUGACCUACUCCGUCUCGACGAUCCUGGCUCAUCGCGGCGAGCCCAUCCAGGCCGUUUCGCCCACGAUCGGCAAUCAGAUCGACUCCAUGACCAUCGAGCCGGCCUUGCCGGAGGGCCUGUCCUUCCACAGCCUGACCGGAACCAUCAGCGGAACGCCCACCGGCGAGGCGUCGAGCCGCGCGUACGUGGUGACGGCGAUCAACGCGGACGCCCAGACCACGGCGACGCUGCAGAUCACCGUGACGGUGGUGGCCUGUCCGGCGGACGGUCGCUGGCCGAUCACGGAGCGCGGCUCGGUGGCGUACAUGUGGUGCUCGGACGGCAUGGCGGGCAUUCUGGUGCGUCAGUGCGGCGAGGAGAGCGACGAGACGCCCAGCUGGAAGCCGGUGGACUCGUCGAACUGCGUGGCCAACCCGGGCAGCGAGAAGCCCUCGCAGGGCCAGGCGUUCCUUCGAUUCAAGCUGAAGCUGGAGGGCGUGACGAGCUUCGACCCCGCGGCCUACGCGGCGAUCCGGCGCGUGCUGGCCGCGGGCCUGACGUCGCUGGGCGUGGUGGAGUCGGGCAUCGUGCUGGAGACGCACAGCUCGGAGACGUUCUCCGUGAUGGCGGCAGGCACGGCGGUGACGACGCGCAUCCGCGUGAGCGAAGAGAACGUGGACAGUCUGCAGGCAGCGGUGAAGAACCUCGCGAAGACGACGCUGACGAUGCAGCUGCGGCAGAGCAACGUGGCGUCGCUGGCGACGGUGACGGCGUCGGUGGACGAGAACUCGUUCGAAGUGGUGAACUACACGCUGCUGAAUAGUCUGGUGGGCACGCUGCUGACGAUCGUGAUCAUCAUGGCGGUGGUGCUGAUUCUGAUCGCCGUGCUGUUCUACAUGCGGAGAAUGAGCGCGAGCAAGAAGAACGGACACGACCGAUUUACGAGCAGUCACUCCGCUGGAAGACACGGAAAGUCGCAGCAUGAAGAGCGCUCGAAGAAGAGUCGACACUAUGAGGAUGACGAUUAUGAGGAAGAGAGACAGAGGAAGAAGUCGAGCAAGAAGAGCAAGCGUUAUGAGGAGGAGGAAGAGGAGGAAGAGCGCCCGAAGAAGAAGUCGAGCAAGAAGAGCCGAAAGACGGACUAUGAAGAGGAGGAAGAGGAGCGCCCGAAGAAGAAGAAGAAGUCGAGCAAGAAGAGCAAGCAUUAUGAGGAUAGCGACUAA
Messenger RNA from Blastocystis hominis, 2118 nucleotides. RefSeq lists its product as hypothetical. Gene Ontology annotation, cellular component: membrane. The record is from RefSeq and is a predicted model, not a curated record. The transcript has a single exon. Bases 1 to 2118 code for a protein of 705 amino acids. Gene Ontology annotation, molecular function: calcium ion binding; G protein-coupled receptor activity. NCBI's taxonomy places the organism in Eukaryota, Bigyra, Opalinata, Blastocystidae.